Messenger RNA from Pungitius pungitius (ninespine stickleback), 1722 nucleotides. RefSeq names its product kringle containing transmembrane protein 1 (gene kremen1). The coding region runs from base 291 to 1385 and encodes 364 amino acids. Gene Ontology annotation, cellular component: plasma membrane. The record is from RefSeq and is a predicted model, not a curated record. The transcript is spliced from 6 exons. Gene Ontology annotation, biological process: multicellular organism development. Lineage: Eukaryota; Metazoa; Chordata; Actinopteri; Perciformes; Gasterosteidae.
CCGCUGCAUGCACAGCGCUGCAGGUUGAAUCCAUUGCGCCCGUUUCCUGUCACAUGGGUUGGAAAUAGGAUCCCCUGCUAUCUGUUGCCGUGUCUCUGGUGCCAGAGGAGCAGAAGGCUGCGGGACCUUCGUCGGAGUUCGGGGACUUUUGCUUGCUCCGCCCGAAGAGAGACUCCUGCAGCGGCGCGCACAGUCGGGCCCGGUCGGUCCAGCAGCUCGCCCGGAACGCGCAUCCGUCCGCGUGGCCGCGCUUCACCUGAGAGAGCCAGCUCCGACCCUUUAAUCACACGAUGGAUUCCUGGACGGUCACAUCCGCGCUCCUCCUCGCUGGGGCUAUUUCCUCCGCGGCGUUCAGUGUGUUCGACACCGAGUGUUACACCGCCAACGGAGAGGACUACAGGGGCUUCCAGAACCAGACCGGCCUGCGGGCCGGGAAGCCAUGCCUCUUCUGGAACGAGACCUUCCAGCACCCUUACAACACCCUCAAGUACCCCAAUGGGGAGGGCGGCCUGGGCAGCCACAACUACUGCAGGAACCCCGACGGGGACGUCCAGCCGUGGUGCUACAUCGCGGAUCACGAAGACGGGAUCUACUGGAGAUACUGCGACAUCCCCACGUGCCAGAUGCCUGGCAACCUGGGCUGCUUCAAAGACAGCGGAGACCCGCCCACCCUGUCCGGCACCAGCGAGACCUCCAACAAGCUCACCAUCCAGAACUGCAUCAGCUUCUGCAGGAAGCAGAGGUACAAGCUCGCCGGCAUGGAGUCGGGGUACGCCUGUUUCUGUGGCAACGAAGUGGACCAGCGGGACCACGGCGAGUCGCCGAGCAUGGAGUGUAACCACGUGUGCUUUGGCGACCACACCCAGCCCUGCGGCGGAGACGGCUGGGUCAUCGUCUUCGACACUCGGGUCGGAGCCUGCGGCGGGAACUACUCGGCUCCGUCCGGGGUGAUCUACUCGCCCGACUUCCCCGACAAGUACGCCGCCGGCCGCGUCUGCUACUGGACCGUCCACGUGCCCGGCUCCCACGCCAUCCUCUUCAACUUCACCUUCUUCGAGAUCUCCGACCAGACGGACAUGGUGGAGCUCCUGGACGGCCACACCAACCGGGUGGUGGCGCGCUUCGACUGGCGCAGCCCGCCGCGGGAGCUGGUCAACGUGACGGGCGACUCCGUCAUCGUGUACUUCUACUCGGACCGCACCAACCAGGCGCAGGGGUUCGCUCUGCUUUACCAAGGUGGGGCUUCGCGUCUGCUGAGGGAGGUUAAGCAGUGUUUGGUUCCACGAGAAACCCUUUUCGGAGAGGUUCUACCCAGAAGACAUAAAAGGAGAGAACCGUCUGUCAGAGAAAAACCUCUCCGAGAGGUUUCACAGGGAACCUUUUGAUUGGGAUAACGGUUCUUUGAAGGUUUUUUGGAGGUCCUUUGGAGGUCUUUUGGAGGUUCUUUGGAGGUCUUUUCCUGGAACGUUUUCUCCUAAUGCUGCAAACCAGAACUCUGCCGUUGGGUUCUACCGAAAACCCUUCAUAUUCCAAAGGUUUUUUUUUACCGAGAUUACCGCACCCUUCCCUUUUCGAAACCACCACAUUUGCACAGUCAGGUGCGUCCAUGAGGGAGUUUUGCAUGGCCGCCCCGGUGGGGUGAACAGGGUUCCUUUUCUCCUUUCGUUUGCGAGUCGAUGUCUCGCGGGUGACGCUGCGUGUUUAACGAUGUUUAGUUUUUCU